UUUCUUUCCUUGAAUCUUUACAUUUUUUUUAAUUACUUAUACUGUAAAAUAUCAAAGGAUGCUUCCCAAAAGACGUGUUUUAGAUCUACUACAAGUGAUUUCCUCUCAAUCAUGCAAAUGUCCAGCUCAUGGGAAUCCAGGAGUAACAACUAGGCAUGAAUUAAGAAAUGUUCAGAGUACAGUUGCUAAUGCUACACCAACAAAGGAAUAUGCCUUUGAGAUGGCUUGUUCUACAGUACGUUAUGGUGUAGGUGUUACGAGAGAAUUGGGUAUGGAUAUGCAAAAUUUUGGUUCAAAAAAUGUAUGUUUAAUGACUGAUCGAAACUUAAUAAAUUUACCACCUGUUAAAACUGCAAUGGAUAGCCUUACGAAAUUUGGGAUUCAAACCACAGUUUAUGAUAAUGUUCGUGUAGAGCCUACAGAACAAAGUCUCAAAGAUGCUAUUGAGUUUGCUAAACUUGGAAAAUUCGAUGCCUUCAUAGCGGUAGGUGGUGGUUCAGUAAUGGAUACUUGUAAGGCAGCAAAUCUUUAUAGCUCUGAUUUAGAAGCAGACUUUCUAGAUUAUGUGAAUGCACCUAUUGGAAAAGGAAAACCAGUUGUAGUACCACUAAAACCAUUGAUAGCAGUACCAACUACAUCUGGUACUGGUUCAGAAACAACUGGUGUUUCCAUCUUUGACUAUCAACCACUUAAAGCCAAAACUGGAAUUGCUAAUAGAGCUUUACGACCUACUUUGGGUCUGAUUGAUCCAAAACAUACAUUGAGCAUGCCAGAAAGAGUCUGUGCCUAUUCUGGUUUUGAUGUGCUGUGCCAUGCUCUUGAAUCUUUUACUGCUAUGCCAUACACAGAAAGAAAACCUUGCCCUUCCAAUCCGAUUCUUAGACCAGCUUACCAGGGUAGUAAUCCCAUUAGUGAUGUAUGGUCAAAAUAUGCACUUCAAACAAUGCGCAAAUAUUUUAAAAGAGCAGUAUAUAACCCAGAUGAUCUUGAAGCUAGAAGUAGCAUGCAUCUUGCAAGUACUAUGGCAGGUGUUGGGUUUGGUAAUGCUGGAGUUCAUCUUUGUCAUGCACUAUCUUAUCCCAUUAGUGGAAAUGCACAAUACUUUCAACCUGAGGGUUAUAACAAAGAUCAUCCUAUAGUGCCACACGGUCUUUCAGUUGUCAUAUCAGCACCUGCUGUAUUUUCUUUUACUGGAAGUGCGUGUUCAGAAAGACAUUUAGAAGCUGCUGAAUUACUUGGUGCUGAUAUCAAUCGAGCAAAGAGAAGCGAUGCUGGCAAAAUACUAGCAGACACUGUGAAAGAGUACAUGCAAGUAAUGAAGAUUGAGAAUGGUUUGGCCGAAUUGGGUUUCAAAAAAGAAGAUAUUCCUGCUUUAGUUGAAGGCACAUUACCGCAGCAUCGCAUCACAAAAUUAGCACCACGAGAACAAUCAAAAGAGGAUCUUGCACAAUUAUUUGAAAGUUCAUUCACAAUUUAUUAG
Molecule: messenger RNA, 1480 nt
Organism: Habropoda laboriosa
Lineage: Eukaryota; Metazoa; Arthropoda; Insecta; Hymenoptera; Apidae
Gene: T3dh
Product: probable hydroxyacid-oxoacid transhydrogenase, mitochondrial
Exons: 8
Coding region: 59-1480 (473 amino acids)
Cellular component (GO): mitochondrion
Molecular function (GO): alcohol dehydrogenase (NAD+) activity; metal ion binding
Source: RefSeq, a predicted model, not a curated record